Molecule: messenger RNA, 839 nt
Organism: Dermacentor andersoni
Lineage: Eukaryota; Metazoa; Arthropoda; Arachnida; Ixodida; Ixodidae
Product: iron-sulfur cluster assembly 2 homolog, mitochondrial
Biological process (GO): iron-sulfur cluster assembly
Cellular component (GO): mitochondrion
Molecular function (GO): iron ion binding; 4 iron, 4 sulfur cluster binding; 2 iron, 2 sulfur cluster binding
Source: RefSeq, a predicted model, not a curated record
AGUCGCAAAGGAUGAAGAGAGGUUCCGGUGACAACUACGCACUGAAUGGUCAUCGCGGUCGGUUUCGUGCAUGUUUUCGUCUUCUCUAGCGCUUCAGCGAACUCUGCUCCGCGAGUGUUUCUGCAACGCCUGCGCGCCGACGACACGACUUGCUGGCCGUGUGCUCUCUCUCAUCACGGUUGUUAAGCUCCACAGUUAACUCCAGCAUGUCCUUAGCUGCCGCGCAGUCGAGUGGUGUGGAGGAGACUGCUGGUCUCGUUUGAAGGACUCGAGAGAACAUGCUCACCCAGCGCCUUCGCUCGUGCCACAGUGCUGUGCUCUGGGCAGUGCGAGGCGCACGCAGCGAGCGAGCGGCAUGCCGGCGCGGCGCCGCGUCGCAAGCAAGCGCCGAGGGCGCCCUGCAGCUGACCGACAGCUGUGUGGAGAAGCUGCGGCGCGUGGGAGUCGGCCGUGUGCUGCGCGUGUCCGUGGAAGGCGGUGGUUGCUCGGGCUUUCAGUACCGCUUCCAGCUCGAAGACCAGCCGGCGCCGGACGACGUGCUUUUCGAGCGAGACGGCGCUCGCGUGGUGGUGGACAGUGCCUCGCUGGACCUGCUGCGCGGCGCCACGCUCGACUACCACGAGGAGCUCAUCAGGUCUGCCUUCCGCAUCGUGGACAAUCCGCAGGCGGAGCGGGGAUGCUCCUGCGGCGCCUCCUUCACCAUCAAGCUUUAGGCGUAGGAAGUGAGACACGGACGGCCCCGAGUGGCGACACACUUUUAAUAGAAACUGUAGUGCUUAGGCCAAAAAGUGAUGACACGCUGUUGUAACAAGCCGUACAUAAAAUUGUUUCACGUGCUG